CUUUUUUGAACAAAACUAAAAUGAUCCCCCACAAGAUGUUUCCCCAUUUGUUCCCUAUUCUCUUCUCCCAUCUUCUUCACUCUCAGCAUGAAAUAAUAGGCGUGCGUUUUCACCCUUCAAACAAUGACGACAAUGGUGGCUCAACGCAUCAUCAUCGUCACUUUCUUCACGCUUCUUCUUCUUCAACACCUAACCUUCGCCACCGCUACUGCACUUUGCCAAUUCUCUUUUCUCGACGGAAACACGCUCUACAAUUACACCCUCUCUUCUCCCAUUCGCAACUUCCCUCACGGCAUCCUCAGCGAAGAUGGAUUUUACAAAGUGGCAGUAAAUGAUACCACACUUUGGUUUCAGCUUUGCGAUGGAAUGAUUUUCAAUCACGAUCCUCCAAUAUGUGCUGACUGCUGGGAUUGUGGAGGGCCAAAACAUUGUGGGAUGGAGUGCAAUGCACUUGUGGCAAACAACGUUGGAGGUUAUCAUGUAUGCACAGCCAUAGGACGUGGCCCUAAAAUAGAUGUUGAUAUUAUUGAUAAGAAAAACCCCCACACUGGUGUCAUUGUUAAAAUGUCAAACAGUGGCCCUAAGUACAACUGUUCGCUAGCUGUGUCUGUUCUUUGCAAUUUAAAUGGAGUGCAAGGACCGCAAGCUCUGGAGAGAUUAGGGGCCUGUGAUUAUGUUACUGAGCUAAAGCACCCAUCUGGCUGUGCCAUCAUUAUAAAUGUUCAUGGAGGAGGGUGGGGGUGGUUUGGCACCUUACUGAUCAUUGUUUUGUGCCUUUUUGCUGCAUAUCUCUUGGCUGGUAUAGUUUACCGAUUUUUCUUCCUCGGGAUUCGUGGUAUAGAUAUUAUCCCUAACCUUGACUUCUGGGUUAGCUUGCCUAGGAGAACACAGAGUCUGUGUACAUCUUUGGUGAGGAAGUUUAAGGGACCGUCUGAAGGUUACCGGAGCUCUUAUUCUCCUGUGAACUUCUGAGAUUAUAUUUUCAAUUCUGGAUUUAUCUGGUGAAUACAUUACGUAUAAUCUCCCAAACAAGGCCAACAUUCUGCAGACAAAUGCGGAAAAAUUCCAUAGAAAUCUGUAAUUCUUGUUCUGAUUGUCCCUCCAUGAAUUUAGCAUUUAACAAUCUUUUGUCUCUCUGAAAGAAAAGGAGAAAGAGGAGGAGGAAGAAAAAAGAAAGUAUAGCAUGAUUCUUAAAGAAAAGAGGAACUAUAAUGGAGCUAAUCCAAUUGUUUUGGUAGACAUUCUUUGGUUUAUAAUUAGAUAAUUGAAUGAAAAUGUAACUUGUCUUUUGUUACUUUGACCAUUAAUUCAUUCGUGUUUCUCAUUUUGUAA
Messenger RNA from Glycine soja, 1332 nucleotides. RefSeq lists its product as uncharacterized. The transcript is spliced from 11 exons. The coding region runs from base 124 to 972 and encodes 282 amino acids. The record is from RefSeq and is a predicted model, not a curated record. Lineage: Eukaryota; Viridiplantae; Streptophyta; Magnoliopsida; Fabales; Fabaceae.